Molecule: messenger RNA, 7419 nt
Organism: Hypoxylon fragiforme
Lineage: Eukaryota; Fungi; Ascomycota; Sordariomycetes; Xylariales; Hypoxylaceae
Product: putative histidine kinase HHK1p
Exons: 3
Coding region: 1-7419 (2472 amino acids)
Biological process (GO): protein autophosphorylation; phosphorelay signal transduction system
Molecular function (GO): ATP binding; phosphorelay sensor kinase activity; protein binding
Source: RefSeq, a predicted model, not a curated record
AUGGACGGGUCCGUGGUCAUGCCGGAGGACCAACUUGAUCCCCCAGCCCGGAUCUUCGAACGGCUCCGACAGCUAGGCGGCUUUACUUGGGAUGAGUCUCGAAGGCCUUUUCACUCAAGCUAUGACAACUGGCACAUUUAUGGCACAAGAUUCGUAUCGCCGUAUUCAACUACGACCACGACAACACCCUUGCAAAACCUCUCCAGCCCGCCAGCAACUAUUAAACUCGCUCCGAACCGCGCAUCACCCGGAGAUCUUCACUUGGGCUUCACCUCCCAGAGUGAAGGGAGCAGCGAGCGCUCUUCCGCUUCUCCGCCCGCCUUCUCCAAUCUAGCCACCGAUCUAUCCAACGUCGAAGAGAAGCAAAUCAUCGCACGGAUAUCUUACCAUGUCCUUCGCGAAGAACGGGCAUUCCACAUAGCCAAGAACCUUAUCGCCACCGCCGAUCCAGAGGGUAUGCACAAUGCGAAGCCCAUCGACCUCAUCCGCUUGAGCCCGCAACCAGGUGAUCGUGCGCCCAUCAUCAUAGCCAUCUACGAGCACCCAGGGGAAAACUAUCUCUUCAGGGCUCUAGAUCUCGGGCCUGCCUUCUACUACGCCAGAAAAAUCGACGAUCGAUUCGAAGCCUACCGCAAGGAUGACUUCCUUUUGGAACCUCCCAUCAGUCUAAUGUAUUUCCUAGACUUUGCCAUCGGUGCAACCCAAUGCUUGGAGAUAUUACACCAUGGCCACGGUAUGGUCCAUGGAGAAAUCAGAGCUGACGCAUUUCACUUCAACAUCGAAACAAAUAAGGUCAAGCUAAUAUCUUUUGGUUCUGGGGUAAGGUCGUUCGAACAUGGGCUCACUAGCACUGGGUGGUCGACACUCUCCAAGGAGCUCGGGGCAAAAAACAAAUUAGUUUAUAUCAGCCCCGAGCAGACCGGCCGCAUGCCUGCAGAGCCUGAUACGCGGACUGACAUUUAUUCUCUAGGUGUAUUGUUCUGGAUGCUCCUAACUCAGCAGCCCGUAUUCACGGGAGCAACGCCAUUGGAUAUCGUCCAGUGUGUGCUUAGCCGUCGUAUCCCCUUAGUAUCCAACAUUCGGACAGAUGUUCCUGAUGUUCUUGGCCGGAUUAUACAAAAAUGCACAUCCAAGACUAUUUCCGAGAGGUAUCACUCGGCUAGUGGCCUGCGUCAUGAUCUCCAGAUGGUCCAGAAAUUCUUAGGAAACGGUGAUUGGGCGGCCUUAAAGGAGUGGCACAUCGCAUCCAAGGAUAUCUCGUCCUUUUUCAUGUUGCCCACAGCUAUGGUUGGGCGCCAGAAAGAACGUGCCGAGAUCGUCAAAGUUAUUGAGAAGGUGGUAAGAGGCCAUACUAUCCCCAGUAUCGGGGCCGCCAACCGUUUCUCGGACGGCUCUGGCUUAUCGAGCGAGCUUAUAGACGGUGCCGAUGUUUCUAGCGAAGGCGCGAGUUCCGUUGAAGGGGGAACUCGGCGAAGUGGGCGAAGUGGCUCGUUCACCCAAACCAACCUGUCGGAUUCGAAACCGCCGAGAAGCGCCGUCCAAUCUUCAGUCAACGGGACAGAUUCCCAAACAAUCUCCGGCGACACGGUAUCUUCGACCCAGUCGACCUCUAGAUUAUCUAGACAAUGGGACAGGCAUCAAUCAGUAUCUUUCGAGCCCAGAACUGUUCUAGAUACCGUGGGAGAGCGCCAGACUUCUUCUCGACAUAGCGGCACGGAGACUUCUACUAGCCUUUCCAGACAACUCGGCUCGGCGAAGUUUCGGAGGCGGGGCCAGUGUGAAGUUGUUACAGUAGAGGGCGCAGGAGGCUUGGGGAAGAGCUUUCUUGUUCAGCAGGUGUUGGUCGAUGCCAGGCGGAGAGGAUAUUGUGCAACGGCCAAAUUUGACCCAGCCAGAAGAACCGCAUUUGGACCGCUCCUGAAGCUCUUGUCAUCCCUAUUCAAGCAAGUUUGGGGUGAGAGUAACACGGAAACAUUUCUCCAUCGAGCCCUCAAAGACUAUGUCCGCCCUAUCUGGCCAGUGCUUCACAAUUUACUUGGACUUCCCGAGUUUCUCCUCAGCUCGCAAGAACCGAACACGUAUCUAUCCCCUUCGGCGCAGAGCUCGGUCCAUAGCAAACUCAACAGGAUCCCCGCGAGUAGGCGCAGUUCAUCGCCUGUAAGCUCAUCAGGAAAGCCACGUCCUCAGAGUCCGCGCGUGCCAUCCCAGAGUUCGCAAGAAUUCUUACGAAGUAGUGCAUCUGCGAAAACUAUUCGUUUGAUGAAUACGUUCCUAGAUCUGCUCAGAAUAUUCACAACCCACCACUUCGUCUGCUUGUGCCUUGAUGAUCUCCAAUUUGCUGACGACGAGUCCAUGGAUUUGAUCACGCAAGUCAUCUCAGCUAGGCUGAAAAUGGUCCUAAUAAUAACCUAUCGGCCUGAUGAGCUAUCACCUGAGAAGGUCCAAAAGAUUCUCAUGCCAACAGAAACUGAAGAACAUCCCAAGUCCAGUGGCCCUAGGAUUACAAGGAUCGUCUUAUUACCCCUAACUGAGUACGAGAUCCUCCAGUAUGUAGCGUCGACGUUAUGUCGACCCCAGGAGGAUGUUGUUUCUUUAGCCCUCGUAAUCCAAUCGAAAACAGCUGGCAAUCCUUUCUAUAUGAGAGAGAUGCUGAAUGCCUGUUACCGCAAGAGAUGUAUAUGGUACGAUUAUAAGGAAAACAGAUGGCUAUUCGACCUAGACUGGCUCUUUGAGCAAUUCAAAGGCGAGGAUAACUAUGACAUCUUAAACAACGAUUUCAUCACGCGCAGAUUGAGCGAGCUUCCACCAGCCUCGCGGGCUAUCAUGGCAUGGGCUGCUCUUUUGGGCGAUGCCUUCUCAUUUGAUCUAAUAUAUCAACUAUUAAGUGCCGAUAUUGACCUCGUCGAUGAUGGGUGUUAUGGUCCGAACGAGACCCUAUAUCGCACAAAGUUUACAAAGGCAGAGGCCGUAGCAGGACUCCAGGCGGCGAUCAAUGCUUGCAUCAUCGUCCAGGGCGAGACCGACGAUAGGUUCCGGUUUGCCCACGAUAGAUACGUUCAAGCAGCAGCAUCGUUGAAAGAAUGCAAUACUCCCCCGAUGCAUUUUGCUAUCGCGCAAACGCUGUUGAACUACCAUGGAUCCGAAGUCCGGGCUAAGGAUAAUACUGCCUUACACAUCACAGAAGCGGUCGAAAUUAUCAAGGCCCGUGUCCAUGUACGCCAACCCUACCGGAAGCAUCUAAUGGAGUGUGCGGCGACUGCUGUUGUAAACGGCGCAAGACCGACUGCCGCCAAAUACUACCAUAGUGCCAUAAACCUUUUACAGCCCGAACCUUGGACGGAUGGCAUAGAAGACGUCGACUAUGACGAAACCCUUAAGCUCCAUUUGCGCGCAGCAGAAUGCUAUAUCUACAUGGGCAACAAUACUGCAGCCCAUAGUCUGGCAAAUACUGUUCUCGGCAGUGCCAGAAACGCCGAAGAUAAAGCCCCUGCCUGGCUUCUUUUAGCCAGGGCUCAAGCUCAGAAUGGGAACGCAGAGUCUUCGUUUGCCAUCCUCAGGGAGAGUCUCCGUCAGUUGAAGGUUGAUGUCGAUGAGCACCCGACCUUUGAGAAAUGUGACGCGGCCUUCAUGGAAAUAGCUACCAAGAUCAGAUCGAUGGAUCGAGCCGAGAUUCUGACUCCUCUUGGCGUCGCUGAUGCCCGUCAAGUAAUCGUUGCAGCCAUCCUUACAGAUGCCAUCAGUGCCGCCUGGUGGAGUGAUAAUCUGGACUUCUAUAACCUCGCCCUCACGCAUAUCAACCUCCAUCUAAACCUAGGCUACUUCCCUCAAUCCGGCCUAGCUUUCCUUCAUGUCGCUGUAAUUGCCUUAUCUCGCUUCAAUAUGGUCGAAUUCGCUGCAGAACUCGGCAGUCAGUGCUUAGAGAUUCUAGAGCGGUCCCGAGAUCCUGUGUCUUCGGCUCGUGGCUACAUGGUAUACGCUACAUUCGUAAGUCACAUUCGGGUUCCUAUCAGUGUUGCUGUAAAUCAUUCAGAGCAAUCGGUUGAGUGCGCUUCUACCGCCGGUGACCGUAUAUCCGUUAUUCUGAGCUUUGGGCUCUCGGCCCAGAUGAGAUUCUUCGCGAGCGAAAAUGUAGCCUUGCUAGAGUCCAUAUGCCAAUUCUGUUGUGAGGAAGUACCGGGAUGGCAUCAAGACACAAGGGGCGGUACCUUCUUAAUAGCGGUAAGGCAGAUAUGUCGCGCACUCCAAGGGAAGACAGAUACCACGACCGCGGAUGGCGUGAUGACCGAUUCGCAACACAACUCGGGUUCUUACAAGACAUGGCUGGGCUUCCAAACUCGAAAUGGUGGCCGUUCCAUUUUGAUAUACGAAAUGAUGGAAAUGAUUGCCUUAUACCUGUACGGUCAUUAUGAACAAGCAUUCGAAAUGGGGAGAAGAUGUCUCGAUAAGUUGGAUCUUGUUUGGUCUCACCGCAACACACGAUCUGUUCUCGUCUUCCACGGUCUUGCUCUCGCAGGUCUCUUACAACGCAAACUUACCGAUCCGCGAACAGCCAACACCGACUUAAACAACGAAACACAUGACACCAUUAUACAGCUCGAGGGCUUGAACAAGAAGAUUAAAGACUGGCAAAUCGUGUCAGACUCGAACUAUCUAGCUUGGUCGAAGUGGUUGGACGCUCAGAUCGCAGAGCUCCGUGAAGAUCAUGGAUCUGCUAUGCGACAUUACGAAACGGCACUGGACCACGCCUCAGAAUACAGUCUUAUAUUCGAAGAGGCCCUAGGGAACUUCUUGAUGGCGGGGUUCUUCGUCAGACAAUCAGCCAGAAGAUCUGCAACUGCGGUCUUGAGAGAGUCGGUCGCGCUUUGGCGACAACUAGGAGCAAGCGGAAUCGUACAGCGCAUCGAGGAAGAUCACGCCUUCCUUCUCCAUAGCCCCGCCCGCCAUUCAAGGACAGCAGAAGUCGCGGUUCAGACUGACUUCGCUGGAGAUUCCGCUUCUGUCACCUAUGCUGCGGACGGUGAAGAUGGGCCGCAGUCGGUGCAACCCGUGAACGAAGAAGAGAGAGAAACCCGAAUGGCUGCAUGGCGCGGUUCAACGCAGCCAGAAGCUGGUGCUGGCUUACCCGCGCUUGACAUGAUCGAUCUCCACGCCAUACUUCUCUCGUCCCAAGUCAUAUCUUCCGUCUUACAGGUUGAUGUCCUUCUUAAGACAAUGUGCGACGUUAUCCUUCAGACAUGUGGCGGGUCCGCAACACAGGCAGCCAUCAUUGUUCAGGACGAAGACGACAUCGAUGACAAUUGGUGUAUUGCAGCCAGUGGUGACUCCGAAAGAGGCGCGUCAGCUCAUAUUCAUGGACAGUCGUUGAUCGGUUCAUCGCUUGUAGCUGAGAACGUUGUUCUAUAUUGCGCUCGGUUCCGCGAAGUGGUUUUUAUUCCCGAUCUAAUUAGUGACGAAAGGUUUGGCAACGUUAGCGAGUCUUGGUUGCAGGGGAAUCCGCUGAGCAAAGCCGUCAUUGCGAUACCUAUUUGUCAUGGAGCCAAGCCACUCCUCGGUGUCCUUUACCUAGAGGGCGAGCCAGGCUCUUUCACUGACAGGAAUGUAACCGUGUUGCAAUUAUUAGUAAACCAGAUCGGCAUCAGUUACUCUAAUGCCCUUGCAAUGAAGGCCAUCGAGAAGGUAUCCUCGGAGAAUGAGGCUAUGGUCCGCAUUCAGAGACAGGCAGUUGCAAAGGCUCGAGAGGCCGAGGCCAAGGCGAAGCAUGCUGAAGCCGAAGCCAAGCGGAACGUUAAGAUCGCCGAAGAAGCUGCCAAGGCCAAGAGCAUCUUCCUCGCCAAUGUGUCGCAUGAAUUGCGAACCCCGUUGAAUGGUGUGAUAGGCAACUCUGAACUCCUAAGGGACAGCAAACUCAGCAAAGAGCAGCUCGAGAUGGCAGAUUCUAUUCGAGUAUCAGCAGAUCUCCUGCACACUGUCAUCAACGAUAUCCUGGACUUUUCGAAGAUGGAGGCUGACAAGAUGAAACUAUACAUCACUGCCUUCAAUCCUGAAGAAAUGAUGCGCGAGGUCGUUAGAGCUGCUUCAUAUAGCAACCAGGAAAAGCGUUCCAAGAAGAACGUGAAGAUCAUUCAAGAUAUCAACCUACCAUCAAUGCUCAUAUACGGAGACCCCAUACGCUUGCAUCAGGUCCUUGGAAAUUUGAUUAGCAACAGUUUGAAAUUCACCGACAACGGAUCUAUUACCAUUGGUGUCAAGGUUGAUUCUAACACGCCCGAGAAGGCAGGGCUGACUUUCUGGGUGAAGGACACUGGUAUCGGGAUCCCGCCCAAACAACUGGCUAAGCUGUUCAAGCCAUUUAGCCAAGCCGAUGCCAGCACGGCUCGCAAGUAUGGUGGCAGUGGCCUUGGUCUUAGUAUCUGCAAAUCGCUCAUCGAGAACAUGAUGAAGGGCGAGAUUAAGCUGGAAAGUCAGGAGACCGUAGGCACGACAGCCUGGUUCAGCGUCACGUUUGACAAAGCAGCAUCCGAAGUGUCGGCAGGAGAAGCUCAACCACUUCCUGCAGCACCAGCCGGUAAGAAACGUGAUGCGCCUCUGCCAUCUCCUCAGCAGCCUCCGUUGAGUCCAAUAGUGGACCUCGCACGAGUACCUAAAGACCAAAUCCGCAUUUGUAUCGCAGAAGACAAUCUUAUCAACCAGAAGAUUGCUAUCAAGUUUGUACACAAGCUUGGAUAUGAAAAGGUUGAUACUUACGAGAAUGGGCUCAAGGCUGUAGAAGGUUUACGGCAGAAAGCCAAGGAAGGGGACCCAUAUCAUGUCGUUUUGAUGGAUGUUCAAAUGCCUAUUCUUGACGGCUAUGAGGCUACUGAGCUUCUUCGAAAAGACCCUAUCGAAGAGGUACGGAAAGUCGUGGUCAUCGCUAUGACCGCUUCUGCCAUACAAGGUGAUCGAGAAAGGUGCUUGGCGUCAGGCAUGAAUGAUUACCUUGCUAAACCAGUCAAAGCAGACCUGCUUAAGAGAAAACUAGAUGCCUACACCACAGGAAAUGCCCACCCGUCGACCCCGCCGGCUAAGCACUCGCCAGAUCCCAUCCUCACACAUCCUAUACCCCCUAAAGCCGUUGCUAGUAGGCCUAGCACUCCUCCCUCUACUUUGCCCACAGCGGCCGAGCUGGACCUCAAAACCCACUCACCGCCUAUCAUCAUGCCAAUCAGGGGUGAUCUGGACCUCUCGCAAGCUUCCAGUAGUGCAUCUGGCGAAAAGACCCCCUCAGAUCAUGGCUCCAUGAGUGAGCCUGCGAACUCGUCGUCCCCACCGCCACCAGCGAAGUCGCAACAAGAAGAGUCGACCGAAGGUCAUAACCAUGAAAUUGGGGCUGCGGACACUAGCAGCAAGAGUGCCAAAGCAACUCAACCCGAAAAUCCGUGA